Molecule: messenger RNA, 408 nt
Organism: Drosophila biarmipes
Lineage: Eukaryota; Metazoa; Arthropoda; Insecta; Diptera; Drosophilidae
Gene: CheA56a
Source: RefSeq, a predicted model, not a curated record
AUGCCGAGCCAAUCCGCCUCUCCUAUAUUCAGAUCGAUAGAAAAAAUUAGUGGAGAAAUCGAAACGCUUUUUACAUACAAGCUAGGAUUGCUCGGAAGAGAUCGACUGAUAAAUGGAAGUUUUGAAUUCCAAGUAGACUUAGAUGAGGCAUUCGAAGUUAUAUUUGAAAGUUAUAAAAACAAAAAGCCAUGCGAAUUUUUUAGCACCUAUUAUAUUACAUAUUUUCUAAUAUUGUCUACCGAGUGAAAUUCCCUUUCGUCCGGUAGGGAGAUGUGCCCGUUUUAAAAAGGUGAUUAUUAUGUGAAAAAUGGUCAAGUUUCUACACAGGAUUGACCGACAAUUAUGUUCCGAGGGUUUAACCCCCGGAUUACCUAUUUAAGGAACCACCGUAUUACUGGUGGACUUUAG